This is a messenger RNA of Rosa rugosa (rugosa rose), 731 nucleotides long. Its product is annotated as ethylene-responsive transcription factor ERF098-like. Lineage: Eukaryota; Viridiplantae; Streptophyta; Magnoliopsida; Rosales; Rosaceae. Gene Ontology annotation, molecular function: DNA binding; DNA-binding transcription factor activity. The transcript has a single exon. Bases 186 to 629 code for a protein of 147 amino acids. Gene Ontology annotation, biological process: ethylene-activated signaling pathway; regulation of DNA-templated transcription. The record is from RefSeq and is a predicted model, not a curated record.
AUCUCCUAUACUACUCAUCUUUUACCUUGUACUCAAUAAACUAUCUCCACAGGUUUUAAAAGGGUAUCGUACAGUGGGUGUGCUUUUGUCAACUUCAAUUUCUAAUCAAUUAGUACAUUUUCGAACCCAAUAUAAAAGCUAAAGUGAGGCUCCAAUGGAUUCACAUUCAGUUAGUGCUAUCCGAUAUGAAAGAAGAUCCCAGCAAAAGCAACAAGAUAGAAGAGGAGGGACAGAAAUAUGUCAAGUACAGAGGAGUAAGAAGAAGGCCAUGGGGAAAGUUUGCAGCAGAAAUACGCGAUUCGACAAGGCAAGGAGUUCGGUUGUGGCUUGGGACUUUUAAUACUGCAAAAGAGGCUGCAAGGGCAUAUGACAAAGCCGCUUUCUCUAUGAGGGGUCCUCUUGCAAUUCUCAAUUUCCCUAGUGAGCAUGGUUUUGUAGAUGCUGAUUACGCUGCUGCUACUUCCUCAUCUUUCACAGCAUCAUCUUCAACACUGCAUAACAUGGAAGUGACAAUGAGAACAGAACCCAGAAAAGAAGUUUUUGUGUUCGAGUAUCUAGAUGACAAGGUUUUAGAGGAACUUCUUGAUUUUGAAAACAAUAGCAAGAGAGUGGAACUUGGUGUACAAUAGUCAAUUCCUUCUGUGCUGUUUGAUUCUGUCUACUCUGUUUCAUUGAUGUGGGAUUUGAGUCAUUCAUGUGAAUUUGCUUAAAUAAACACUAUUCCCAUGUGA